CCACGUGGUAGCCAACUCACGUGAUCGACUCAAUCCUUGCGCAGAUCCUUCACCGCUUCCUGUACGCGUAAACAAGCAACGACGUGAUCGCAAAAAGUCUCUCCUUACCUUCAAACCCCAUUCAAAGAGCUACGACACGUGAAGAAGCUCGCGUCAUGUGUUGUUGACUCAUUCACGCUGCACCACAAAAGCGCACAUCGCCGUUAAGAGUUGGAGUUCCAACACCUUGCAUCCUCAAAACAAGACCCUGCAUAUUGAGCACUGCACGACAUCGCAUUAGGCAUCUGACCCUGUAUUCGCAAUACAGAUCCUAUCAAAUGUGCUGGCACAACUACACGCAACACUCCGGCUGCGGCCACAUCGGCGAAUGCUACGGCCACAAUAAAUUCCAACCCUGCGAUGCAGCCUGGCAAAGGCUCGCCGCACAACGCGGACCCAGCUCCCCGCCGCCUAUCCCACAGCACAUUACUUUUCCACUGGGCCCUCCGCCGAAGCCUGCGAGCAAAGGCUCCUUGAUUAAAAGGCCUUUCCGCAGUAUGAGCAACAGCGUGAAACGCUCGCCCACUACAGCAUCGACUACCUCUACCCGUAGUGCGUCCAAUCCUACGGAAAGCAUACCGCGAUCGUCGACAUCGAGUUUCUCCGCUACGGGAGGACUCGUCUGGGGCAUGUCGGACCACGAGUGGGAAAUGUACCAAUGUACGCCGUUGACAGAGAGAGUGAUUGUUAGUAGUGGGAAGAGCACCUUAUGUCCGGAAUGCAAGAAGUGGGUUGAUGAAAUGAGGGAUAUGCUUUUCAGACUUGAGAAGUCUAAUAGUGUUAUGGGGACGGCAGCUUUUCGGGAGUUCUUGAGGGACAGGGAGGAGCCACGGGCGAUAGCAAGGAAGUUAGGACAUGAGCGUGUUACGUGGAAUGGGGCGGGGUAAUAGUGCAGACUUUACCCAGUAAGCUUAAUGCUGGAACUGGACUCUUUACUAAAUGCAAGAGCUGGCGUCUUAAGCUUAUAAUGAUUUGGCUAUGUGCGCAGGCUUGAAAUGACA
This is a messenger RNA of Trematosphaeria pertusa, 1040 nucleotides long. RefSeq lists its product as uncharacterized. The record is from RefSeq and is a predicted model, not a curated record. The coding region runs from base 318 to 926 and encodes 202 amino acids. Lineage: Eukaryota; Fungi; Ascomycota; Dothideomycetes; Pleosporales; Trematosphaeriaceae. The transcript has a single exon.